AUGCCGGAUGAGUCGAAGGGAAAGAGCUUCCCCGACGUCUCGGCGAAACUCUCUGCGCUUCCUAAGAAAUCGCUUUUUGAGCGUCAAAAGGCUGAAGCGGAAGCCAAACGCGCUCGGGAAAAAGCAGAGACAGCUGCAGUCUAUGAGGAAUUUGUCAAAUCUUUCGAAGACGAGGAUCCAGUUCUACCUCAGUCAUUGGAUGGAUCGAAUACAUUCAGAGGCAGGGGUGGUGGUCCUCCCAAGCGUCAUUUCGCAGCUUCCUCUUCGCGUGGCAGUGGCCAUGGACCCUUGGCCCCCCCUCCACCUUCACUUUCGCAAAAACGUCCUCACGAAUCUUUUCCCCUCUCUCGUCGCGACCAACACAAAUUUGAAAACAGGCCUACUUCACCUGAAGCCGACAGAACAAUGGAUGAUGAGGAGAGGGCAGCUCCCAAACCCACGUUGUAUCUCGCAUCGCUUCCUCCGGGGACAUCUCCGUCAGUGGUUAAGGCAUUGAUCCCAUCGACCCUGAGUGUGGACAAUGUCAAGAUUAUCACCCCACCUGGACAAUUGCCAACCCACCGGGAGUCUUCUUCUGCUCUCGUCACUCUCGCAAGUGACUCGGCAUCCUCUCAUAUUGACACGGCUGUGAGCAGUUUGCAGAACAAAUAUCUUGGGUGGGGGUACUACCUGACCCUCUGUCGACAUCUUUCCUCUGCUGCGAUCAAUCCAAACGUGCCUUUGCCCCUCAGUCUCCCGUCGACUACUACUGCUCUUCCAUUUGGCGCCACGCCUAUUCCAACCAGUUCCGGUACAAGCUUGAAUCGAGCUCCACCGCCAGGACUACACCGUGGGGGAUUCGCACCUCCAAGCUCAUAUGGAUCGAGCGUCGGUAAAAACGCCCCAACCACUCAGGUGCAGGUGAAGAUACCGACCGACAUAAGACAAUUAAGACAGAUACACAGGACAAUUGAGUAUCUCAUCAAAGAAGGCCCUGAAUUCGAGGCAUUAGUGAUGAGUCGACCAGAAGUCCAGAUGGACGAAAAGUGGGCCUGGUUGUUUGAUCCAAGAUCGCGUGGUGGUGUGUACUACCGCUGGAAAUUGUGGCAACUUAUCACGGAUCCCAAAAGAAAGAACAUUGACAAGCCGGCGAUAAUCUUCGAAGGCGGUCCGAUCUGGUUACCCCCAAAGCAUCGACUCAAGUUCGAGGGUGUUACUCGCCUGGACCAAUUUGUGACACACCCAGACUACAACUCAUCUGACGAAGAGCACUCGGAUGGGGAAUACGAAAGACGGAAUCUUGGUGGAGCACCUCCGGGCGGAAGCGACACAGACAGCGAUGUCCCUAACUUCUUGGGCCCCUACAAAUUUGCCAAGCUUACUCACCUUUUUGCACGACUUCCGACAACUUCUGCAAAGCUCCGACGAGGAGAUGUUGCGCGAGUUACAGCAUUUGCCAUCGAUCAUGCCACGAUUGGGGCGCCUGAGGUUGUCGAAAUGGCUAUUCGAAACGUUUCCCGGCCACUAGCCUAUACGGGAGCCAACCCAAUGUCUGACCUGGAAAAGAAAACUGCCAGAAUAACAACCACAGACAAGGACGGCGCAACAUCAUCUGAAGAAGUGUUGGAUAUGUCCUCGGCCCAGCUGGUUGGCCUCUACAUAAUUUCCGAUAUUCUCGCAAAUUCCGCAAAUAGUGGCAUGCGCCAUGCAUGGCGAUAUCGCCAGCUAUUCGAAAACUCCCUCCGCUCAAGUAAGGUUUUUGAAGACCUUGGAAGACUCGAAAAGGACCUCAAAUGGGGACGAAUGAAGGCAGAAAAGUGGAAGCAAAGCGUUGGCGCCCUUUUACGUCUGUGGGAAGGGUGGUGUUGUUUUACGCAAUCGGGAAUAGAGCAUUUCAUGAAAGUGUUUGAAAAGCCACCGCUUACAGAAGCUGAAUUACAGACACAGAAGGAGACAGAGAGGGUCCAUGCAGAACAAGCUGCUGUUGCAUUUGCUAAAAGCAAGAGUCGAUGGAAGACAGUUGAUGAUGAGCGGGGUGGAAAGUUUGAUCCUACUCGCCCUGUGAAUGAGAAUCAGCAUUCUACCUCUGUCCAUGCAGUGGAUGAAUCCGCGAAUGAAAAAGAUGGCACUGCGAUGGAAAUUCGAGACCUCAAGAAUAUUGAUGGGGAGUUCAUGAUCAAGGCGCCGUUAUCGGGAGAAGAAGAUACCCAAACCGAGACUCCCCAGCAGCUACCUCACUACUCACCUCAGCACCCAACUCAAUUUGACCAAUCCGAACAACCUUCUGGGCAGCAGGAGCCAGAAACACGUCGACGAAAGCCACGGCCCAAAGCCGAAGAUAUGUUCGCAUCGGAUUCGGAGUAA
Messenger RNA from Penicillium vulpinum, 2343 nucleotides. RefSeq names its product SWAP/Surp domain-containing protein. Gene Ontology annotation, cellular component: nucleus. The record is from RefSeq and is a predicted model, not a curated record. Gene Ontology annotation, molecular function: RNA binding. NCBI's taxonomy places the organism in Eukaryota, Fungi, Ascomycota, Eurotiomycetes, Eurotiales, Aspergillaceae. Gene Ontology annotation, biological process: RNA processing. The transcript has a single exon. Bases 1 to 2343 code for a protein of 780 amino acids.